Somion occarium is the source of this 3971-nucleotide messenger RNA. The record is from the annotation of a GenBank genome assembly. Lineage: Eukaryota; Fungi; Basidiomycota; Agaricomycetes; Polyporales; Cerrenaceae.
GGCUUGCAAUCCUGUCGCCCUUCGCUCCUUUCCUUCCUACUCUCUGCAACAUGCCUGUCCCGGCGACUCUGACGAGUUAUCUGCCAACACUUCUCGUCAAAGUCUCCAAUACCGCAGUUCCUGAUGAUUCUUCCUUCUCCACACUUCCUCAGGGACAGGUCGACUACCUCUCACACGAAUGGAGGGAAGAAGACGUUUGGAGGUCAUGGAGGAGUAUGACAAGGCAGAAGAAUGCCAUCGCGAAUGGCAUGCGUUUAGAGAAUGCGAGUUGGCGUACGUGGUGGAAGCAGAGAAACAAACUAAAGACUAUCAAUCCGGAAACUCUCAAUUGGCUGAAAGACUCGGACGUUACCUGGCUGUAUGGCCCACUGCAUGUGGGCACCGACUGGACAGAUUACAAACAGCAAAAGGUAACUCCCCGCAAGACCAGCUUCGAUACCAUCUCUGGCACCCGACCUGUUGUUUCAGGUGUCACUAAACCCAUUCUCAAGCGGCGAACCAUCAGCCAACUCCUUUCUCUCCCCGCAAGCCCCUUCUUUGAUCAUGAAGAGUCCGAAGAGGGUUCUGACGAGGAGGGAACUCUAGAACACCCCAAGCUCCUUCACACGAAGAGCGACACGCAUAUUAGUUGGCGGUCGCGUCCGCACAGGAAAGACUCUCCCCCUCGAAUCAUCGCCCCGGAACUGCCACAUCCACUACAAGAGAACUCAUCACGAUCGUCGACCGAUUCGUCAAAUUCUGUAAGCAGCGAUCAAGAUCUCAGUGGACAGUCCAGUGGACCUGGCCACAAGAAGAAGCAUAUUAGCUUCAACACAUUCGUGGAACAAUGCAUUGCAAUCGAGAAGCCCAAACCGAAGCGGAAAAGCUUCGUGGGAGGGCGUGCUAGCUUCUUCCAUGACGCUGCUUAUGAUGGCGGGUACGACGAGGACUCUGAAGCGGGCUACGACUAUGAGUCCGACGAACCUUCGUCGUUCUUCAUUGGCGAUCGCGAAGAGCACCCACAUUCUGAUUCAGACGAUGAUGACGAUGACGUCCUGGAGAUGCGCACUUCGUCUUCGAGGUCUAGAUCCUCCUCAUCAUCAAGAUCGCGACAUUCUCCACUCAGCGGUGCCAGUGGGCAUCCAAACCCUUCACAGUCCGCUCAGAGGGUCCGGCCGCCUUUAGUCCGUCAAGCCUCUUCAGAUCGAGAGCGCGUCACCAUUGCACCUAUUGCCCCGACGAUCCUAAAGACCACUGGAGUUGGUAAUAACCUCGAGGAUAUCGUCGAGGGUCGUGUCACCCCGAACCCGAAGGAACUCGAGCUCGUUUAUCUCCCGCCUUCGAAUAGUAUCUACAGCUUGCCCUCCACACCGAACCUUGGUGCUGCAAGUCUUAGUGCUUCAGAAGACGUUUAUCAUCAUCGGGAAUCGUAUUUCAGCGUUGGCUCGUCCAGCAGCAGUAAUUUACGACAUAAUCGCUCUUUAUCGGCUGGCUCUUUACCACUAGUGCAAAACAAUGACUUGGCUCGACAAACGUCCCGGACUGUCCUUUCUAGUUUCUUCGGACACCAGUCGUUGGUGGUGGAUUCUCCGAUGCAUUCGGAUGACCUCCACAGUGAACAGCCAGAUGCAUAUGAUUACUUUGGCGGACCGGAUCUUGGAGAGGAUUAUGGUGAACGAAGGAGCCAUCUUGGAAGACGGAGACGGAACUCAGCUGACGACAAGGAUGAUGAGGAUGAAGGACCGGCUUCACGAAUCAUACGCUAUUCGCAAGGUGGUGCUUCCGGUGUAUCCAUUGGACGAAGUAGUGCCAGCAGCAGUCGGAGAGAAGAUUGGAGUGCCACGAUGAAUACGAGUAGUCCAAGGGUGCCUUCGGUGAUCGUCAAUGAGGUUACAGGUGCCGAGGAAGAGAGGGAAGAGGAAUCACCGUUAAGCGCCAGUCCGAUGGAGGCUUCAACGUCGAUAUCCGGUGCUAUGCCUAUAGCGAUUAAGCCUGUUCCUCGAGAGGAUCCUGAUGUGACAAUGGGUGGACCCAUGUCUAUGGGUAGUGGACCUUCACGGACGUCACCUAUACGACAGGGCUCCGACCAAGGAUAUCUUUCACCUUCGGAUAUCACCAUUCUCCCAUCUCGCGGCCGAUCACCACAAUGCAUCUCACAUAGUGGAUCUACAACCACAGGAUCGUAUUCUUACUCGAGUGAUUCUCGAUCGGAGUCGAGAGGUCGAUCGUCUACACGCACGUCUUCGUAUUCUGAUCACGAGAGGUCCGCUUCUCGUGGUUCGCGAGGGAACAACUCUCCGCUUGGAAGUAUCUCACCUACAGGUUCAGCUGUCGCGAUCGGCGCAUCGCACCAAACUCGAGGACGAGAUCGUGAUCGUGAAGCACGCAGUGGCUCUACCAGCAGUGCAGGUGGUGGAAGCUCUAGGUCAUGUCCAAGAGUUGACGAGGAACGAGGUCGUGAUCGUUCGGGACGCCGACUCGAAAAUAGCAUGAGCCCACCUAGUGCUGUCGGGUCUCCCGUCAGGGUUGCGAGCGAUGUCGAGUAUCAACCGUAUUCCCCCGAGUUGCUUGGUGCGCAAUUGGACAAUCCUCGUCAUUCUAUUGGUUCGACAAGAACGAGCUCGCCGCCUUCCAGUAUUUCCGGAUCGUCUACUGCCAGUUCGUCAACAGCCACUAUUGGUCCGAAUAAGGCUGCUUCGAGUAGUGGAAGCAGUACUGCUAGUGAGGGAGAUUGUUCUCGUACGGCUAGACCUCGACUUGCGACUGUUCCAUCGCCUAUACCCGAGGAAGAAGAGACUAAGGCUCGUCACACCUCGCCACCUACAGCUCCUACACCUGUCAACUCGCCAGUGAACACUUUCCAUCCUGUCCCUGCCGUCCUGCAAUCCGGUCCCAACUCACCCAAUCAUUCCGCUAAGCUCCCCAAAGCUAGUCUCGUGCAGCCAGUCACUUCUCCUUCAGAAGCUACUGCGACGACUAGUCCACCAUUGUCGCCUUCAUCAAUACGUAGCGUGGAGAGGAGUCGACGUGAUAUGAGGAGUCCUGAGCGAGAAGGUAUUGUGGGUAGGGCUGCUGAUUUAGUUUCGUCUGCGCGUGGAUUCUUGGGGUCGAUUUGGCAUACUGCGAGCAGUACUAGUGGUUGAGCCGCCUUUUCCUCCUCCAGAUCUGGACUAUGAACUCUCUCUCAUACCCUAAAGGAGUCGUAUAAUGAGUAGCACCAUUGACCUGGUCCUUUUACAAAGACCCAUACCUCUGUAUUCCAAGCUUCCCUCCCAGUCCGAUCCAUCUGAACCUUUUCUCCUCCCCCCCCUCCUCCUACCCCUACCCCUACCUGUCUCUUGACCCUCCGUAUCAACUUAUUCAUCCGCCCGCGGUAUUGUUUAUAUCUCAUUUCCGUGCUUCGCCCUCCACAUCUUGCUUUCUUCAUUCACACUUCCCCGGUGUUGUUGUUUGCAUGGGUAGGGUUUACAUACUUACUGUUGUGAACUUAAUCAUCAUCAGCUUUGUUUUUCCUGCGUUCCGCUUUCCCCCUCUCUCCUUCUUUUUCCCUUUUCUCUCUCAUUUAUCUAAUCCCCGUGGUUUGCUCGCCCUCUCCACACACAAGGUUCCAUUUCCGUUCUCUGUUUCCUUUUUCCCCUCAUCUCUCUCUCGCAUCUCUCCCAUUCUCUCUUUCUCUCUUCCAAUGCAAUGCAACUCCCAUCCAAUCCCAAUUCCGCAAUCAACCAUCUUCUUCUUUUUCCAUACCUUUGCAUACGUAUUACUGGCAGUAUUCGUUUUCGGGACCUAUAAGUUUUCAUUUUAUCGCGUUUCUUGACUCUCUUGACGUUUAAAGCGGGGGGAAAGACUUACUACCUCGCUUUCGUAUAUAGUUUAAUACCGUACAUACAAGCUAGCUAGCGUAUACACAACACACACCCUCCUGCAUUGUUAGCAUACGCAUGUAUCUCUUUAGGAUUCCGGCUGUUUCAUAGAUGUAUAUUCUUUCUUCUUUU